AUGGACUACUCACAAGUCGGUCAGUACAGAUUCUUUUCUUUACUGAGUGAUACAAAUCUGCUCAGUCAUUUUGGGUUAGAAGAAGCUGAACGAGUUGGGGAGUUGGAGGCACCGAAAUGGCACAUCGACCAAUGCAGUGGUAGUGAAGUAAGUCUCCAAACAUAA
Messenger RNA from Echinococcus granulosus, 165 nucleotides. RefSeq lists its product as hypothetical. Lineage: Eukaryota; Metazoa; Platyhelminthes; Cestoda; Cyclophyllidea; Taeniidae. The coding region runs from base 1 to 165 and encodes 54 amino acids. The transcript has 2 exons. The record is from RefSeq and is a predicted model, not a curated record.